AUGGGGAACAGGGGAAUUGGCGGGUUCAAUUGGUACUGGUCUAGAUUGCCAGAGUCGGACGUGGAGAUUAAGGAGUGGCAGGAAUGCAGAGAGACCUUAAAUAAGGUGAUCCUUAACAAUUCUAAGGAUAGGUGGGUCUGGAAUGAAGAUAGUCAAGACGGAUUUUCGGUGAAGAUGGUUAAAACGGCUUUAAUCAACGAAAGGGGUAAUAGUCAGCUUCCUAAUUCUGAAUGGUGUAAAUGGGUGCCUAUUAAAUGCAACAUUGUGGCGUGGAGAGGUAAUUUGGAUAGACUUGCUACGAGAUUGAAUUUAAGAAGAAGAAAUGUUGAUAUCAUAUCUGUUUUGUGUCCUUUUUGUAACGAGUUUGAGGAAAUGGUGGAGCAUCUUUUCACAGCAUGUUCUAUGACGACGGGGGUCUGGGCGGGAAUAAGUGAGUGGUGUAAAAUUCCACCGAUAUUUAUUUUCGACUUCAAAGACAUAUUGGAUAUUCAUAACUAUUCUCAAGUUGGAAAAAAAGCCAAGAAAAUUAUUCAAGGCAAUGUCGGUGGUUCUGGUUAUAGUUAUGAUGCUGGUUCUGGUUAUAGCGAUGGCGGGACCGAUAAAGAUGGUAUCGGGCAUGAAAGUGAUUCCGGGGGCGGUGAAGCUCUUAUCAAAGGGUUUGGAUUUAGUUGA
Molecule: messenger RNA, 672 nt
Organism: Helianthus annuus (common sunflower)
Lineage: Eukaryota; Viridiplantae; Streptophyta; Magnoliopsida; Asterales; Asteraceae
Exons: 3
Coding region: 1-672 (223 amino acids)
Source: RefSeq, a predicted model, not a curated record